AUGGGUUUUUCUGGUCUCAUGAGGACCAAAACCAUGGUGUUUGAUAGAGCUCCAACUGUUACGCACUAUCUUGUAGGGUUUUUAAGAUUUGGGUACUGUCAUUACAUUAAAGAAUUCCAAGAUUUUGCCAUUCGGACAUUUUUGGUAAAAGUUCUUGAUGUUAUUUAUCCUGGGUUUUGCCAAGCGACUGCGUUACUUUCGAUGAGUAGUGGUAGCAUAAGGGAAGGUGAGCAGUAUCAGUGUGAUGAGUGCUAUAUAGCUGCUCCGGACGUAUAUGUAGAGGAAGCGGAUGAAGAUAGUUCAGAAGAGAGAGGAGUUUGUGUUUGGAGGCCGCAUGAUAAUCUGGAUGAAAAACGGCUUUGUAGCUAUUUGGCCGAUGCGCUGAUGUACGGGAUUGAGCAAGACCGUGCCAUGUUCAUCCUGAAGAAUUCGAAUUAUGAUUUUGAGGCCGCAAAAAAAGAAUUGUUGCACCGAAAAGUUUUUAAAGAAAAUUGGACCGAUUAUGACGUAACACUCUUCAAGCGCUGUUGUCGCACCUAUGGCAAAAGUUUCUGUAAAUUUAAGGAAUUGUUGCCGGGAAAAUCGCUUGCAGAACUAAUCGAAUUCUACUACAAGAACAAGAAGACUAUGAAGUUCAAAAAAAUAUUUAAAAAACCGUGUCAAGUCAGUACUUCAGAUGAAGAAAAGAACAAAAAACCUAAAAUAGUUCGUGACUGUGACAACUGUGGGAUAGAAGACGUAUGCCUCUCUCCUGCAGGGGAUAUGGAACUCUGUGCAGACUGCAACUUACAUUAUGUUGUCCAAAUUCUUCAUAAUUCCUCUUUUGGAUUUAAAAUAAACGAUCAAGCAGCUACUUCUGCUACUUUAGAUAUGGUUGGAAAGAUGGAUAAUUUCGCUGUUUUUUCCGCUUUUGAGGAAGAAAAAUAUGAAAAAAUAAAUGCAGAAGUUGAUGAUGACGACGAUGAUAUCCAAGUAGUGGUAUUGAUCAGUUCAGGACGAUUUGUGAGCCUCGAGAUACCAAAAGGCUUAGGGGCACCCGUAGUUGGGGGUACAAAGAAAAAUUUUUUGCCUUUUAUGGUAAAUGGGUCACUUUUUUCAAAUAAAAUGUGUUCUUGUGAGGAAGUUAACUUCUUUGAAUUAUUACGUUUUGGGCGUUCGAAAGUAUCGCCAGACGUUGAUAAUUCGUUGAAAAAUCGAAAGCCUGGGAUUCCAGGCUUGGCUGGAGCAUUUAAGAAGCUUGCCAUUUGUCCUUUAUUCGCCACUGCUUACAAUGCCAGACAGGCAAAGCUGCAGAAGGAUGUGGAAGGAUGCAACUUUGAAAGGUUUUUUAAAAUUAAAGAACCCAGUUUUGAAGUUGUGAACAUUGACUGA
This is a messenger RNA of Enterobius vermicularis (human pinworm), 1371 nucleotides long. NCBI's taxonomy places the organism in Eukaryota, Metazoa, Nematoda, Chromadorea, Rhabditida, Oxyuridae. The record is from the annotation of a GenBank genome assembly.